Molecule: messenger RNA, 3302 nt
Organism: Tachysurus vachellii
Lineage: Eukaryota; Metazoa; Chordata; Actinopteri; Siluriformes; Bagridae
Product: sphingomyelin synthase-related protein 1-like
Exons: 7
Coding region: 163-1377 (404 amino acids)
Biological process (GO): ceramide biosynthetic process
Cellular component (GO): endoplasmic reticulum membrane; Golgi membrane
Molecular function (GO): sphingomyelin synthase activity; protein binding; ceramide cholinephosphotransferase activity
Source: RefSeq, a predicted model, not a curated record
CACACACACACACACACACACACACACAGUGAGGAUGGGUUAGCAGCUCUGUAUUACAGAGACUGUGUCCAGGUCAGUCAGACUGCAAUGAUUUCUAACAGUCCACUAAUCCUGCUUUAUUUUUAAUUCAGUAUCUCGUGUGUGUGAGUCCAGCGCUACGUGAUGGCGGUGUCCGUGCGCUCCUGGACGGUGAAGCAGGUGGGCCGCUGGCUGCGUGAUGAAGGUUUCAGUGAUUAUGUGGAGCUGCUGUGUAAUAAACACCGCCUGGACGGCACCAGCCUCCUCUCACUGUCAGAGUUUGACCUGCGCUCGCCGCCGCUCGAGCUCAAAGUGCUCGGAGACAUCAAGAGGCUCAUGCUGAGUGUGCGAAAGCUGCAGAAACAAAACGCAGAUGUGCUAGAGGAGCUCUUCCCUCACGACACACUCUCACCACCGGGGGGCGCUGGGGUGGAGUGGCUGUGUAACGGGGACUCGGUGAGGGACCGGGACAGCGUGAGCGACGUCCUCGCUGGUGAACAGUUUCCCUACAGUAACGGGAAGCAGAAGCAGCAGAAUCGGCGUCUGGACCCGGAGUACUGGAAAACAGCGCUCAGCUCCGUCUACGUCACGCUCGUCUUCGGCUUCACCUCCUUCGUCAUGGUGAUCGUUCACGAGCGCGUACCCGACAUGCGCACCUACCCUCCGCUACCCGACAUCUUCCUGGACAGUGUUCCCAGAAUCCCCUGGGCCUUCGCCAUGGCCGAGGCAUGUGGAGUCAUCCUGUGUAGCAUCUGGCUAAUUGUCCUGCUGUUACACAAACACAGGUCUAUCUUGGUGAGGAGGUUGUGUAGUCUGAUGGGGACAGUGUUCAUGCUGCGCUGUAUCACCAUGUUCGUCACCUCACUGUCAGUACCAGGACAACACCUGCAGUGUACCGGCAAGAUAUACGGUGAUAUGUGGGCGAAGCUGCAGAGGGCAGUAGCGAUAUGGAGUGGAUUUGGGAUGACUCUGACUGGAGUUCACACCUGUGGUGAUUAUAUGUUCAGUGGACACACUGUGGUCCUCACCAUGCUCAACUUCUUCGUCACAGAGUACACUCCCCGGAGCUGGAACUUUAUCCACACUCUAUCGUGGGUGUUGAAUCUAUUCGGGAUCUUCUUCAUACUGGCAGCUCAUGAGCAUUACUCCAUCGAUGUCUUCAUCGCCUUCUACAUCACCACACGUCUCUUCCUGUAUUACCACACCCUCGCUAACACUCGCGCCUACCAGCACAGCCGCCGCGCCCGCAUCUGGUUCCCCAUGUUCUCCUUCUUUGAGUGCAAUGUCAACGGCCCUGUUCCCAACGAGUACUGCUGGCCCUUCACAAGACCUGCCCUGCUCAGGAGACUCAUCCGAUAACACACACACACUCACACACACACACACACACACACACACACACACACACACACACGCACGAACACACACGUAGUGUGUGUGAAUGGAGCGAUGUACAUAAGACACUCAAAUUAUGUUUACGACGUAAUCUCUCUUCUGUCCCGAACCUCACCCCAUGUCCACUACAUAGGCUGCAUAAUCACCACUGUCAGUACACUGCGGGUGUGUUUUAAACCACACACUCUAAUCACUGUCAAGCCCACAGAAUCACUAAAACUGUGGGUGUGUAUUAUAAAGCACGUACUUGUAAAGAUUUUAGCUUGUGUUGCAUGAUUUUUUCAUUUGUUUUUGCAGGUUGCUCAGGAUUAAAGGUGCAAUAAGAAUAAUUAUCCACUUAAACUGGCAGGAAUUUUAAAGCUGCACUCAGUACAUCUACAUGCUAAACGUUAUUUUGUGGCCAGAGCAGAAUUUAUGGUGAUAGAUUAACACAAUCCAAAGACCAAAGAAAUUGCUGUAGUAAAAGGGGAAUAAAACACUGUGAGACAUUCUGUUCAAGGUAAAUAAUUAAACUGAAUCUGGUAAACAGUAACAGCACACAAUCUGAAAUAAUGUUCCUUUAAUAGUAGCACCAAGGGUUUUAUUCCCUACUUAAUAAAUAUAUUAAAACAUUCCAAAUCAAAUAAUAUUCUGUAAAAUGACAUAAAGUAAAAAUAAAAACACAUUAAAGCUCAAGGUUAAAGUAAAAAUAACUUCAGUUAUAUUUAUUUAUUUUAAAUAUAAAGUGAAGGCCAUAAAUUUGAUGUUUUAAUAAUUAUUUUGGGUUGCAGGUUUUGUGUAUAUUGAACUGAUGGCACCUUUAAUAGAAGCUGUUUCUCUCAGUGAUAUUUCAGCUUCAGCUCUCGGGUGUAAAUAUGUGUAAAUAAGAACAAACCUUCUAAAGCAAUAUGAACUACGCUUCCUCAACUAGUUUACACUGUCACACUCUUCCCUGAGGUUCAUUAUUAUUGCCAUGAUUUUGCAUCAGUGCAAAAAAACAAAUCUGCACAUUGCGUCCACUCGCUUUUUCAUUUCAAAACAAACAUCAUUUAAUUUUGUUUUUCUUGGCAAAUAAAAUAGUAAGUUAAUUAUUUUUCCCACUUUUCCAAAAAAUGAAUAUCUUGACUGAUAUUUACAGGGAUUCAAAUGGGGAGAAAUGUCCAGAUCAGAACAUUUCGGUUUGAUCACAGGGGACAAUUCAAAUGUUUUUCUGACCGUUGUGUUUUUUGGAGCUAAAACGAUCUGCCAAAGUAGGCCAACCAAACCAAUUUAACAUUAGGUUUGUGUCAUUUUUGUUUAAUUUGUAUUCACUAGCUUUGCGGUUAUAAAACUUUGAAUGACUGAAAAAUGAACAUUUGCCAAAAUGUGUGAUAGACAGAUAGAUUUAUAUCUAGAUGAUCAUUGCAGAAGCCAACAGCAGGUUAUUUCAUAUGUAGAACAUUAUGUAAAUAGUACAAAUUGUGUUUAGGAUCCUGAAACUUUUCCUUGUAGAGAUUACUAAUGUUUACAACUUGACUAAAUAUCUUGCUUGCUUUAUUUUUAAGAACAGAAAAUAUCUCAGUGUAUCUUGUUUUUAUUAUGAUUUACAAUAAUACACUUUUUUUUAUGAAAGAAAAAAUAGAUUUUUGUGUCUACAGCACUUAUUUAUCAGUGAUUUAGCCGCAGUGUUUUUGCUUUAGCACUAUUUCCCCGUAGUAAUGGUACUUUCUGCAUGUUCUAGAGUAUUUGAAGAAUAUGUUUAUGAUCUAGAGUAUACUGUGGGAAUAUAUGGAUGUAUUAUUAACAGUAAUUUGCCUUCAUGCUCAUACUGCUCUAACUUCUUUCAUGCAUAAGCUGGCUGUUUUCUAUGUAUGUAAAUAUGUACGUAAUGAAAAUUGUGUAGCACAAAAUAAAAAAGUUGCCAUUGUAAA